AUGGGCUGUUUUCUGUCCACGUCCCAAAACUGCCAGAUACCAGAUGUUAUAAAUCAAAUCAACAAACUGCCUCAGGAGACUAAAACCCCAUACCGUGCUUCUUAUCUACGUAAGAAGCACAUAUGGGGUGUUGAUACCAUCGGCUCUCCAGACCAGGGUUAA
Messenger RNA from Sclerotinia sclerotiorum 1980 UF-70, 162 nucleotides. RefSeq lists its product with no specific name. The transcript has a single exon. The record is from RefSeq and is a predicted model, not a curated record. NCBI's taxonomy places the organism in Eukaryota, Fungi, Ascomycota, Leotiomycetes, Helotiales, Sclerotiniaceae. The coding region runs from base 1 to 162 and encodes 53 amino acids.